AUGGCAUCGGUCGGGCACCCCUUGAGGAGAGAUCCCUUCGCUGGUGACAAUCGCGACUUCAAACCGAGCUUGCACAAGCAACUACCCAUCCUACCUUCCGCUACCGUCCCUGGACGAGGGGAGCCAAUGGACGUCAGUCACUCACAACCGUCCUCCAUGGGGCCACCGGCUACGACCAGUCCCAAUGGAGAACGAGGAGAGCAGCAGCAGCAGCAGCAGCAGCAGCAGCAGCAGCAGCAGCAGCGCGAUGGUCAAAAUGAUUCCUCUAAUGGGUCAUCCUCUCACCCCGUGGGAGCCGCCGCUGCAGCGCAACAGCCCAAGGUCGUCCAGACUGCCUUCAUUCACAAGCUCUACAAGUACGCAUUUCAUCGCGCGCCGUUUCCCACACCAACCUCAACGUUGCUGACUUCAGACCAGCAUGCUUGAGGACCAGAGCAUCCAACAUCUGAUCUCGUGGUCCAGCACCAAUGAAAGCUUCGUCAUGUCGCCAUCCUCCGAAUUCUCCAAGGUCUUAGCGUGAGUUCAUGAAAGCUUAUUCCACGCGGACUUCCUUGGGGCUAAUCUGGUUAGACAAUAUUUCAAGCAUACCAAUAUUUCUUCCUUCGUACGGCAAUUAAACAUGUAUGGAUUUCACAAAGGUGUGUAUCAUGUCAAAGGUCCUGCGUGCAGUUGCUGAGUCGUCGAACAGUAAGCGACGUCUUCCACACGGGUUCGCCAGAUUCUCCACUCUGGGAAUUCAAACAUGGUGCCGGCAACUUCAAGCGUGGUGACCUCGUUGGCCUACGAGAGAUCAAGAGGAGAGCCUCGAGACAUGCUCUCAUCCACCGCGACUCUUUCUCCAGUGCCCCAAAACUCCCUACUCCUCAGCCGCCGGGAACCCCAAUGGAGCCCGUCCCGGAGCCUGGUUCUGUAGAGGCACGUCUCAAUGCGUUGGAGUGGAAUUACCACGACAUCCAUUCCCGGCUGUUACGCACCGAAGAAGCGUACUCGGCCAUGAGUGCCAAGUGCCACAUACUGUUGGAAGGGCUGAACCGUUGCCAUCAAUGGAGCAGCGAUCUCUCCUCCCACCUGCUCACAAUGGUUCCAGACCACAACAAUCCGAUCCAUCGCGACCUCGAUGCCAUGCGCCAGGACAUCAGUCGACAGAUUGAUGUACUUCGCUCUGCCGAGGAGCCCCGCGACCCUCUAUUCGCACACCGGCCGUCGUUCUUCCAGCCCAACAAUGGCCCGAUGGAGCCAGCCAUGUCCAUGUCGCCACGCCAGCGUCCGUUUGAUGAAUCUCGGCGACCUUCUUUGCAAGGCCUCCCUGGUCUUUCACGACCUCCUGGCGUGCGCGCUCCGGUACCAGCUUACCUCCAGGCUUCUCCUCGUCGCUACGGCUCCAUUAGUACUGGAAGUGGCGCGUAUUCGCCUUCGCGGCCUGCUUAUUCCACACAAGCUCCUCCACCUCAGCAGCCGCAACCGCAGCACCCACUCGCAAAUAUGACUUCUCCCCCUUCCAGUCUUCCGCGACGUCAUACGUCUGCAGACAUUCGCCUGGAAGGCUGGGAGGGCGGACUGCCUCCACAGCCCCAGCACCAGCAGGGCACUUCUCCCUAUGCUUCUGGUCAAUCAUCGUCCGCUUGGCCCUCUUCCCCUCGUGCUCCAGCGAACCCUGGUGACCAGCAGAUAAGAGACGCUCUAGCUCAAUACGAACUGCCACGUGCAACUCAUGGUGGCUCCAGGGGUCAAUCGCCUGCACCGCACGACCCCGCUCCGCCUACCUUCACCAACAGCUUUGGAGGCAGCUAUGCAAACAGCAACGAUUCUGGCUGGCAGUUACCCGGCGCUCGUUUCCCUUUCAAGGGGCUAGAAGCCCCCGGAUCAGCCACGAGACGCAGUAGUAUGGCAAGCAAUGUUCACUCCCUGCUCAACCCGGCCGACACCGCUGAGCGCGAGGGAGAGGACGAGGGUGGACCGGAUGACCGCAAAAGGAAACGAUUGCUAUGA
Lecanosticta acicola is the source of this 1989-nucleotide messenger RNA. Lineage: Eukaryota; Fungi; Ascomycota; Dothideomycetes; Mycosphaerellales; Mycosphaerellaceae. The record is from the annotation of a GenBank genome assembly.